AUUCAACACUCCCACUCUCUCUCUCUCUCUCUCUAAGUGCAAGACUGCAAAUGCAACUCCAUAGCCAAAGCUCGAGUCUCCAUCACUCCCGCACGCACCACCACCGACACACCGCUUCCCCCUCGCUCAGCUGAACCGCCGCCGGCCGCCGCCAUGGGCAAAGCCUCCAAGUGGUUCCGCAACCUCCUCGGCCUCAAGAAGGCCGACUCGCCUUCCCCCCCGCCGGCGCCGCCGCCUGCCAACCGGGAGAAGCGGCGGUGGAGCUUCGUCAGGUCGCACCGGGACAGGGACGGCGGCGGCGGCGGCCGCCACCGGCGCUGCAGCAGCUCGUGCCCCACCCCCGCCGCCGCCCGCUCGGGGGUCCUCGCCGCGGACCCGAGCAAGCACGCCAUCGCCGUCGCGGCGGCCAGCGCCGCGGCCGCGGAGGCGGCGGUCGUGGCCGCCCACGCCGCGGCGGAGGUGGUGCGGCUGACGAGCAGUGGUCGGUGCGCCGGCGCCGGCAGCGCCGCGGGGUACGGCGACGGGGGCCGCGCGUCGGCCAGGGAAGUGGAAGCGGCGCUCAAGAUUCAGUCGGCAUUCCGAGGCUAUCUGGCAAGGCGAGCGCUGCGUGCCCUGAAGGGAUUGGUCAAGAUUCAAGCGCUGGUGAGAGGGCAUAUCGAGAGGAAGCGAACUGUGCGCAAAAUGCAAGCCCUGUUGCGUGCCCAGGCUCGGGCACGUGCGGAGAGGGCCCAGGUCUCUGAAUCUUCGCAAUCAAGCAGCAAGUCCUCUCACUUUCACCACCCGGGCCCCGCUACUCCCGAAAAAUCAGAAUAUGUGGUUCGAAGCAAGAGUUCCAGACAGGAUCAGUCGCCGGUUCUCAGGAGGAAUGGUUCCAGAUCAAGUGGCAGGAUCGUUGGAUUUCCAGAAAGAGCACCCUUGGGCCGCAAUUGGUCAGAGCGUCGUGUCGAUGACAGACUGGGGGAUCAACGUGGACCUUUGGCGAACAGUGGGCAUGUGGAUGAUGAGAGAAGUGAUAAGAUCCUAGAAAUCGAUCCAGGGAAGCCCUCCUUUACGCCCAAGCGCCGAAGUCUUGUACAGUCGUCGCGGUACUCGUUGCCUUCAGACCAAGCGAGUCAUAGCUACACCACUUCGAAAGACUCGACGGCGCACCAAACAGUUCCUAGCCCCUCUUCAUGUGAGGUGCAAUCUCUAUGUCCGCUGGAUUUCUCUCAUGAUGUGGAGGAAGGUGCGUUCUGCACUGCCGACAACAGCCCCCAAUUCUAUUCUGCGUCUUCCCGGGGCGCUAGUUCUAGGAGAAGCCCAUUCACCCCCACCAAGAGCGAUGGCUCGAGAAGCUACUUAAGCGGCUACUCGGACCACCCCAACUACAUGGCUUAUACCGAAUCUUCAAAGGCCAAGGCCAGGUCGAUGAGCGCCCCUAAACAGCGGCCUCACUUUGAGAAAUCUAGUUCCACGAAGAGGUACUCUAUACACGGGUUCGGCGAAUCGAGGUCCAUCUCACAGAAGGUCCUGUCCUUGCAUGCCAAUUUCUCAAGCAAAGCAUAUCCGGGGUCGGGUCGCUUGGACAAGCUCGGAAUGCCUGUUAGAGGUGAUGGGUACGGGUAUACAUACUAGAGGAAGGUACAGGAGCAUACUAUUGUCGGUCUCUUCUGAUUAAAAUCGAUUGCCUAACUGAUGCUUCGGCCAACCGUCUUCUCUUCGUAAAUGGAAUGUAUCAAACUAUAUUAGAAUUGAAGUAGUCACCAUUAGGGCAGGCCUUCAUAUAUCUAACAGAAGCCGUGUUAUAGAGCUUCUAGUUUUAGUUUGCACCUUAUUUCAACUUCCGUGACUCUGCUACUUUUGUUCUCCCUAGUAUUAGGAGUCAACUAGGAUUGUCAAGGAAGGUAUCGAUUUUAUAGGAUUUACGGAACUUUAUUUCGCUUGACAA
Messenger RNA from Eucalyptus grandis, 1927 nucleotides. Its product is annotated as protein IQ-DOMAIN 14. The transcript is spliced from 4 exons. Lineage: Eukaryota; Viridiplantae; Streptophyta; Magnoliopsida; Myrtales; Myrtaceae. Bases 154 to 1614 code for a protein of 486 amino acids. Gene Ontology annotation, molecular function: protein binding. The record is from RefSeq and is a predicted model, not a curated record.